Messenger RNA from Daldinia vernicosa, 2666 nucleotides. RefSeq lists its product as uncharacterized. The transcript has 2 exons. Bases 642 to 2186 code for a protein of 514 amino acids. Lineage: Eukaryota; Fungi; Ascomycota; Sordariomycetes; Xylariales; Hypoxylaceae. The record is from RefSeq and is a predicted model, not a curated record. Gene Ontology annotation, cellular component: plasma membrane; cellular bud neck.
CGCCCCCACAUUUCCAGGGACCGGCGCAUUCAUUACCAGAUUGAGCAAGCAUUUUUCCCAAUUCCCAUCCAGCCGUCUUUCGCAAUUCUUACACCAUAGGUUGGAAUUUUUUUGUGUUUUUGAUUUUAUUUUAUUCUCUCGUUUCUACCCACAUGGUCGAGGCAUGUUUCCCAUGCCCGCUUCUUUGUUUUUCGCAAGAUAUACCUAGGUAUAUCGUUAGAUCCGACGUUCCUUCGAGUACCUAACCGAUUCGCUUUGAUCCUUGAUCCUUUCAUUUCUCCCAGGUGGAUUGGUUGACGGUCAGUAGGUCUUUGACGUGUCACAUCCGCCAACAUUCAUUCAUUCGAAAAAUACACCAAAUCGACAAGGUUGCGGGGUGAAUUUUAGUUAUAGGCGUGGAUUCAAAUCGAGUGAUUCACCAGCCGAGGAGACGAUAUUUUGGUAGUUUGCGUUGUAUUUGCGGCUGGACGAGGUGCUACUCCCACGGGUUGGGGAACAUACGACUCAUACCACCGUUUCGUACCAUGGAUCUUUAGCAAACGUUUCUACAUCCGAUCAUUUUUACGAAUAACCACAGACUUUACUCCAAUAUUUUCUAUUCAACACCCCUACAGCAUAGGUGGAUAUUGGGGGAUUACGCGAUGCCGCACGUCGGCAUUUUAAUGGAGCGUAGUCUCCAAGAACGCAGCCUUAGGGAUGCGUUCGCGGAUCUCUUCGCACGAAGCGCUGUCGCUGCGCUGGGCAAACGGGAAUCUCUUGAGUCGCUUACAGGCGGAAAUUCCGACCCCAGGGUUGCCUUCUCUAGUUGGGGUAACUGUAUGCAGGCUGAUAUCUGCAAGUGGCCGGCAAUUGCCGUAAUCAUUAUCGGUGGUCUCAUCAUUUUCUCUAUCGUUUGGUGUAUCGCGCGAUGUCUCUGCUGUGGACUUUCGUGCUGUUGCGAGUGUUGCUACUGUCUAAAGUGCUGCGGUAAUUGUUGCGGGUGUUGUGACCCCCCUAAAGGAAAGCGGGCUAAGUAUCUCGACGAACCAUUCGUCCCACCGCACCAUGAAGAGAACCAGGCCUAUCGCUCUCAGGCGCCGAUGACACCAGGAUUACCCAGAGCAGCUUCACCUUCCGUGCCUCAGUAUGCUGUAUUCGACGACGGCAACAAGAAAGAUGCAGACGCAUUACCUGCCAUGCCAAGCUGGGAGGGCGCGAAAUCACAGAAGGUUCUGAUUGAGGAAGAACCUGUUGAGAUGGAACCAUUGAAGAAGUCAGAGAAUGUCCGGAACAAUUCUUUCCCUAUGAGCAACCUUCCACCGCAUACGACUACACCAAGCCCGGUUUCUCCCGAGAAUAGAAACCCCUACGGACCACCACCAGCACAGGGCGGUCCUAAUGGUUAUAUGGCAGCAGCACGAGCUGGUCCAGAUCCGUAUUCUGCAAAUGGACAAGGCUACGACAGCUAUAACGGUUACAAUGGAUAUGGACAGGCUCCCGACGAAAAUGUGAACCAGGGAUAUGGCAUGGCAGCUGGACCAGUGAGAACCCAAACACCUCACCAUGACUAUAAUAACGGUUAUGGAAGAGGCGGGGCUGAGCAAGGUUAUCCCCAAUCGCGAACUCCGAGACCCUACAACGACGAGUACGGCCGCAGUGCCAGUCCUGCGUCAUACGGUGCCCCGCCUAGCUACCGCACUGCGCCGAGCAAUAAUGGAUACGGUAAUCCCUCGCGAAUGGCGUCGCCGGGCCCACAAGCAGGUUAUGGCUACGGUAAUGGCAAUGGCAACGGAGCUCCAUCUCGUAUGCGUACGCCCGGCCCCCAACCAGGCUACGAUUAUCCUCAGAGGUCACAGACACAAACACCCAACAGUUACAACCGCCAAUAUCCCCCGGCGCCCCUGCGACAAUAUUCAAACGACUCUACCCGGCCGCUAGUACAGCCAGCGCCCCAGCGACAGUAUUCAAACGACUCUGCCCGACCGCUAGUACAGCCGGCGCAAGACCAGCAAUACUUAGAUGAACAGGGACAGCGAUCACCUAUCCAGAACAACAGCGGCUUCGACUUCAGCUCUGGCUAUAGCCGCUCAGAAGCCCCUCCUGCGCAAACGCAGACGCAGACCGCAAACGGGGGAACUGCCUACCCCGGUUACCGCCCAUACAAGCCCCAAGGGCAGCCCCAGCAGGAUAACUGGAACGGAAUGUAAUUGCGAUCAGCGUAACGGAGUUGGUUCUACUAAUUAAAGUGUACCAAAAUAAAACCAACCAUAGGAGGUCCGACUAAUACACGAACCGGACGGGCAUUAUGCGGCGAUCUGAUGGGGUUUUGUAUUCAGUGACAAAGAAGGCGUUUCGGGAAAAGGGGAGGGGCGAUCAUUUGCAUAGCAAUGAUGGAAUUCAGAUAUAGAGGUUUGCCGAUGCUUUUGCGAUUUGCCAUUUGCCAUUUGCGGUUGAACGCCAAAAAAUUCCCCGGCCGAGUUGUGUGCUUAUACAUAGGGACAGACAGAUGUACUACUAGGAUACCUACCUACCUGCAAAUACAAGCCUAUAUACCAUAGGCUGGUAUAUAAGGAAAUAGGUUCAUUUCACAUAUGCGCGCGGGUGUUUUCAAUAAUUCAAAUAAAUCACGAAGUGUUUACGAAGUGCAAGACCAUUAUCGUGUUUAUUGAAAAAAUGCUAAAAAGGGG